GGGAUUAAAGAGGCUCUUGUGAGACCCUGAGCAAGUUCAAGAGGUAGUCAUUAGAGAAGUGAGGCUGACCCCUCAUUUUCUCUCUAGCUUUCUGUUUGGACAUGUGGUCUCCUCCUUGUACACAUGCUCCUAUAUUGAGAUUCCAUGCACUGUUGGACCUCAUGAGAAGCUGAACCAGUGAGCCAGUGGGACCACCUGACCUUGGACUUUGAAUCUCCAGAACCCACUUUCAGACCAUGUUGAAGUCCAAGCUGAAUGUCCUAACACUGAAGAAGGAGCCUCUGCCAGCGGUCAUCUUCCAUGAGCCAGAAGCCAUCGAGCUGUGCACUACUACACCACUGAUGAAAAUGAGGACCCACAGCGGCUGCAAGGUUACCUAUCUGGGGAAAGUCUCCACCUCAGGCAUGCAGUUUUUGUCAGGCUGCACAGAGAAGCCAGUCAUUGAGCUCUGGAAGAAGCACACACUGGCUCGAGAAGAUGUUUUUCCAGCCAAUGCCCUCCUGGAAAUCCGACCAUUCCAAGUGUGGCUCCAUCACCUUGACCACAAAGGUGAGGCCACUGUCCACAUGGAUACCUUCCAGGUGGCCCGUAUCGCCUACUGCACCGCCGACCACAACGUGAGCCCCAACAUCUUUGCCUGGGUCUACAGGGAGAUCAAUGACGACCUGUCCUACCAAAUGGACUGCCAUGCUGUGGAGUGCGAGAGCAAGCUCGAGGCCAAGAAGCUGGCACACGCCAUGAUGGAGGCCUUCAAGAAGACUUUCCACAGUAUGAAGAGUGACGGACGGAUCCACAGAAACAGCUCCUCUGAAGAGGUUUCCCAGGAAUUGGAAUCCGAUGACGGCUGAGUGAACUUAAGAUGCUUUGGCAAAGGCAGCAUUGGUCAAGGAAUUCAAGAUGAUUGAUGAAGACGCAAUGAUUCAAAUUUGAGCUGCAAAGACUGCCAAACUAUUGGCUGACCAUGCUUUUUAAAUUCAGAAGAGCAAUCCUAAAUCUAAAGAAAUGUAUCAUUAAAGUAAUUACGUUACAUUGAAAUCUGCUGCUGCUGUGACUGUGAGGAGGGUGGUAGUGUGGAUGGGGAGGAAGGUUCUAGACUCUCUUCUUACUAUUUUUUUUUUCUCAUUUCCUGAUGCCUCCCUGUGGGAGAGCUCCAUGCCUAUUUUCACCACUCUCAGGCAAAUGCUCCAUGGCUGUUAUUUGAAGGACCAUUCCAAUCUGCCUUAUGAAAUCCAACACGAAUGUUAGCAGCACCGGUAGGAUCCCUGGUGCAAGUGAGCGGAGGGAGCUGCGGAUGCUGGUGCGGAUGUGGCAGGUGCAGGGACACCUCCUGAUGGUCCUGAGAGCUCCUCUCCCACCGCGUAUCUUAGACUUUCUCCUCAGUAUGCAAAUCAGCACAGCCUUUAUUGAGCUUUAUAACUAACAACCUGAUAGUUGGCAGUUAAUUCACAGUUAAAGAUGAAGCUUUUAUUUUACAUAAAUAUAUCAAGUAGUACCCUCUUAUUGUAUUCACUUCACCUAUUUUCUUAGGAUACUUGCAACUACUAAUAACCCUUCCCUCCUCCUAUCCUAUCCACCCCUUCUUCCCUCCAACAUCCCGAGAGGGAUGGAUUCUCAACAUACACUGCAGGACACCAAAAGGGAAGAAAAUAACCAAGCAAAGGAGACAAACAAUCAAGCAAACAAACCUGAAAUUUAAAACAACCACCACAAAAGCAGAAAUGCUGGAAAAAGGGAAUAAGUAAUCAGCAAGUGAGAAAACCAUGAGGGCCCCCUUUCCAACAUGAAUUCUGCUAAUUUAUAUAGUUAAUGGUCCUGUUUGAUGAAUCCUUCAUGGCAAGCUUCAAAUCUGAUUUGACCUCACCUGGAAAACUUUACCCCAUCACUGGACAUUGCACUCACAUGGGAUGAGUUAGAAAACUUAGCUUAUGUAGAGAACCUAUGUCCAUCUUAUCCUAAAUGGAAAAUCUUGUUACCUUAAAGUUGAGGUUCUCUUAGAAUCGCCCAUUUGCUCAUGAUGUAUAAUGUGAAAUUCUCCCUAAGCCUGAGAUGUCUCAGUUUCAUGAAUCUUUAAUGUAAACAAAAGAAGUCAACUUUGCGUGAAGUUGAAAGUGUUAAAAGUACACACAUUUAAGGCCAAGAGCAGAUGCAUCUCCCAGGUAAUGCCGCUCCUUCAUAAGACUCUGGCUUCAAUCCUGGUAUUGGCAGGGGCACUGGGGCACCUUAGAAGCCUUAAAUGAGAGUUAAUCUAAUCCAGUGAGUGAUGGUAUUGGCUUUUUGGUCUGUGCAUCUGUGUGUCCAUGUGUGCGUUGUGUGUGUGUACGUGUGCCCUUCGUGUGCGGGUCCAGUGUUCAGCAUGUAUAAUAAGCAUGGGGUCAUAUUGAGGAGGACUCGCCUCUCGAAGAUAUGCUUGUUGCUUUACAACAUAUGUAAACAAUCCUUUAGCAUAAAUGCAUUCAUUCUUUAAUAAAAAUAUGUUUGCAUUAAUAAAA
This is a messenger RNA of Oryctolagus cuniculus (rabbit), 2489 nucleotides long. The record is from RefSeq and is a predicted model, not a curated record. Lineage: Eukaryota; Metazoa; Chordata; Mammalia; Lagomorpha; Leporidae.